UGUAAACGGAAAACUACCUUUUUAUUUACAUGAACGAACCGCGCCAGUGAGUAAUCUUGUUAGCCAAGUUGAACACGUUGUGUAAAAGGGGCAGCCACGCGGUGAUUCAAACACUGUUUCUAAUCCUGGAGUCCUGGGCAGGGUGACAGGGUUUUGGCGCGCCUGGAUGAAACUGGAAGGAUUCUCCCGGCAGUGGUACUAUGAAAAAGGAUGGAGAGUGGCAGACAAAUUUUCCAGAUCUCAGGAAUCAAAAACCGUGACAAGAAGAAAAGUUUAAUUAAGGGCAUCAACAAGCUGGGUGGCAAAUACCUUGGUGGCUCGAUAUAUAAGCACAUCAGCACCCAUCUGAUAAUUCCACAGGUUUUGUCCAGUGAGAAGUUUUUGGCAGCUUGUGCUGCAGGAAAGUGGGUUGUGACUCCAGACUACAUCUUGGACAGUGUUAAGAAUGGUUCGUGGCUGGCAGAGGGCCAGUAUGAAGUGGCCAUUUUCACAAGUUCUUCGGCUGCCUUCUACCCUGUCAGACAGUGGAGGGAGAAGGUGUCCAAAGGGAGAAUAACGGGUGCUUUCCAAGGCUGGAGGGUUCUCCUCAUGGUUCAAGAGCCCACCAGAAGAGCCAUGUUCAAACGGCUGCUAAAAGCUGGCAGAGCAGAAGUAUACAACAGUCCUCCCCCCACCUACACCUCCAUCACUCAUGUCAUGGCAAAACCUGUUACGGAGGAAUCCAGUUCCCACAAUGCUCCUUGCUACCCAGUGAGCCACAUAGUCCAACACCUCUUUGGGAGCAACUGUAUGGAUAUGAAUUUCAACAUGAAUGAUCAGAUGGUAAAGGAAAAAACACACUUUCAAGAAGACAACUUCUUUCAUUUCGAAGCCGAGCUGAAGAGCUUCGUUACCAACAAGGAGGAGCAGCCAAGACUACGCUUCCCCGAAUUUCUAGGUUACCAUGACCCCGAUCGUCCCCACUCACAGGCAAUAGUCGCAGACUUGAGCAACGUUGGCAGUAUGAUGGAGUGCGGCCUCUUCAAUGAAGCCUUGGACUCAAUCAGAAGCGAUGCGUUUCCCGGUCUGUUGCCACCAGCGACGCACCUGAUCUCCCUCCUAGAAUACGCACAGCAGGGUAACACAACAGCCAUUUUCCUGAGAAAUUUCCAUGAGGUUAUGGUAAACUUGCUCCUCAUCAACCCUCCGUGGUCAGCUCCCGGCCCAGUGAAGAAAUAUUAUACCCAAGUGUUGCAGUGUCCUCAGUGCAAGGCGGGCUUGUGGCCUUUUCUAGAGACAGCCAUCAGGUACUGCCUGUCCAGCAGCGUCACCUGCCACCCUCUACCUGGACCUUCCUUACCCGCAGUCGUUCAGUUCCAUUCCGACAUCCUUGCUUUUUUCCUCAAGCUCUUUCAGGGGGAACUCUGCUCUAUCUCCAUCGGAAACCUGGCGCUGCUCCAGCCGACGCAGGUCCCGCCCACGCCGACUUCAGGUUCAUUGCUGUAUGGAACCUUCUGGACCGUGUGGGAACGCUCCACGUUGUUGUCCCGUGCUGUGAAGCAGCUCACUCAGCUCAUAGUGCAGGCUGCUGCCACGUAUUCUGCCAAGCGAGAGGAGAAACAGAAGAUGUAUUUGGCAGACACUCUGCUGCACCUGCUGUCCGUGGCAGUGGAGUUCUGGUGUCAGCAGCACUUCAGACUGAAUCAGUGCCUGGUGGAAAAAGGCCUCAAAGACCUAUCAGAACAUUUUGCAGUCAUUAGCCAGGAUUUACCUCCAGCAGUUUUAGUGGAGCUGCUUGGUUGUGUUCGCUCCUCCAGGCUUAGGUUGGUGAUGGCUGAUGCCACAUUCAGGAAUCUCUGCUGCAGAAAUGAGUUCACUGUGGGCGAUGGACCACUUUCACUCAAAAAAAUGGUGUGUUCUUACCUGCCAGCUCUGGGAGCUUUAGCGCAGCGUCCCAGUGGUGCUGGACCCACCUCACACAGCUGCACCAGUCCAGGGACCAGCAGAAGUCAGAACGUUUUGGUGAAUGAAACAAGUUCAGAAAAAGAGAACACCCUCAAAGGCUUGAACAGAGUCAAUGUAGCAGGAGAAACACUCCUCCACAGAGCUUGCAAGAGGAACCAAGUGGAAACGGUGCUCCAGAUCCUGGCACUUCCUGGCACAGACAUCAAUGUUAAAGACCAUGCAGGUUGGACGCCUCUCCAUGAAGCAUGUAAUCAUGGCAGCACAGACUGUGUGAAAGCUUUGCUCCGUCACCGCCCCGCCCCCGUCCUCAACGGCCAGGUUGGUGGAGUGAGUCCUCUUUAUGAUGCUCUGCUGAACGGCCACAUGGACAUAGCUAAAAUGCUACUGGAACACGCAGGCUCUAUUCUUCUGCAGCAGACUGAUGGAGCACGACCGUCUCCGCUGGAUCUGGUGUCUGCGCCGGGUCAGAAGGAGGAGCUCCUCCGCAGCGCGCAGGUCGGAGACUCGACCCGGAGAAACAAAGAGACGCAGGUCCUGAACCUUCCCCUCCUGGAAGCUGGGUCCGGCCUGCUGGGCCACCUCGUGGUCUCCUACCAGCUGGAGCGGGGUCUGCCUGGCCUCAUUCUGCCCAAUGACAAGCCCCACAGCCUGGUCUACAAGCUGGUCAGAGCCUUGGAGACGUGCUCGCUCCAAAAAGUGACGGUGGGCUGGACGGAUCAGCGGGCAGUGAGGCUGGUGGAAGAUGUAGAGACAGUGUUGGAGCUCAGCCAAGGGAAGCACCAGGAGCAGGUGUCUGUGGAUGUGAAAGAGUGCAAAGGAGAAAACACUACGUUCUUAAUGAAGAUGCUGGAGAGUCUGAGGUCAUGCGGUGAAGCUCUAGUUGCUGAUCUGUGAAGAAAGAUUGAUACCCUGCAAAAUGAAUGUCACCACAUGUCAUAUAUUGUUAGCAAAAGAGAAACCGUCAACUGCAUGCUUAUGUGAUUUAGCAAGGCCCUAAAGUACCUCGACUAGAAGUAAACACCUCAUCAGCCUGAAUUGUGCUCAUCAGUAUGUUGCCCUCAGGUUACACCAAAACCUUGUGAUUUUAAAUAAUUUCUGCAAAGAACAUUAAGUUUUUUCAACAAUGUUGCCUUCUUUGUAAUGUUCAACUUUUUCAGUGAAUAAAUGCAAAAUUGUUUUUUUUUUUACCUUUACUUUUAUAAUGUUAGACACAUUAACAUCUAAAGCAGAAGUCAAGAGGUAUUUAGGUAUAAACAUUUAAAUUGAAAAGUAAUAUAAAUACUUUUAUACUUUUUGCUGUUUUCUGCAAAUCUUGGUUUUGUGUGUCGAGAUCAGAUUAUGAUUUUAUUUAGAUGGUGUUUUCUUUGCACGAGUUCAAUCCAUUUUUGUAAUGUGAGCCAUGAAUAGUCCACUCCCAUAAUUAACAGGUGAAGAUUUUAUUGUCAUGACAUUCUGGAGUCUUUUCUUUUACAAAGAUUGGUUCAGUAUGAACUGAUGCUUCAGUUUGAGACAAGGACAAGUGUUUUUGCAUUUCUUGAUUCUCAUCAUGUUAGUAAAUUUGCUCAGCAAUGGCCUGCACCAUUGGAACUCUGCAGACUGAAGAAGUCUCUUGGAGGAGAGACCUAUUAAUUUUUAUAUUAAUAGGUCUAUAUGUUAAUAUUUUUAUUUUAUUUUUUUUAUUUUUCUACCUGAUUACUGAGAUGUAUCAGAUUCAGGACACAUUCACAAUCCCACCUCAGGAGGACAUUUUCCAAAAAUUCAAUGUGUGACACAGAUGAGUAGGGAGUUCAAAAAGUUUUGUUUCCCUUUUCCCCUAAUACCUCACUGAAUUACAAAAACUGCUUCAACAUAAUUUACCUUCAACUUACACUUUGUGGGAAUCUGUUAACAUGUUCCAAGCACUAGAUAGAUUCUUAGGAGAAAUGCUGCUGCUAAGGUAGUUAAAGGCCUUUUGUAAGAAUGACUGUGAAGGUAUACUAGCAAUAAAAAAAAACUUUUUUUACUUUACUUUUAAUAUAGUGAUAUUUUUCUUUUUGCACAAAAAAAUGUGCAAAUUGAAAUAUGUUUUACCUUGAAAUAUAAACAUGUUGACGUCAAUAAUCCACACACUGUGAACUUAAUAAAAAAUAUUUAAUCUGUUUUUUAUGUUCUUUUUAUCCCAAAAUAAGCCACAUAGAUAAUAUGCUAUUCAUUAAUCAAAUGAGACAUAUGCAACGAUUUGCCCUUUCUCACAAACUGUGGAAAUGUCAUUGGCGGGGCACAAAAAAUAAUAUUACAGGCAGAGAACAUUGCAGGCAAAGACACAUCUUAGAAAAUAAGGGCAGGCAUACACCUACUUCACAAUAUUUUCACCACACUAUCAGCAGGCACACUAUAAAAUACAACCAUAAAUUAAUCAGCAUUUGUCUUUGUACAGUAUACUUUUUUUUUCAAAAAUAAAGUCUCGUUACAGCUUGUAGCAAA
Molecule: messenger RNA, 4407 nt
Organism: Austrofundulus limnaeus
Lineage: Eukaryota; Metazoa; Chordata; Actinopteri; Cyprinodontiformes; Rivulidae
Gene: slf1
Product: SMC5-SMC6 complex localization factor 1
Exons: 18
Coding region: 211-2838 (875 amino acids)
Biological process (GO): positive regulation of double-strand break repair; DNA damage response; protein localization to site of double-strand break
Cellular component (GO): nucleus; site of double-strand break
Molecular function (GO): protein binding
Source: RefSeq, a predicted model, not a curated record